Triticum dicoccoides is the source of this 1640-nucleotide messenger RNA. RefSeq names its product auxin-responsive protein IAA6-like. The record is from RefSeq and is a predicted model, not a curated record. Lineage: Eukaryota; Viridiplantae; Streptophyta; Magnoliopsida; Poales; Poaceae. Gene Ontology annotation, cellular component: nucleus. Gene Ontology annotation, biological process: regulation of DNA-templated transcription. The coding region runs from base 204 to 1184 and encodes 326 amino acids. The transcript has 7 exons.
CGAAAAAGCGGCGGGAUAAAAAGGAGAGCCGGCCGGCCGGCCAGCUCUAGGGACAAAAGAAAGAAGAAAGCCUAUAAAGGCACAGCGUGCAAGGAGCUCGAGGCACCCACGCCACGCCCGCGCUGCCUGCCUGCCCGCUUGGUAACAGAGCCAAGCAUUUGGAGUCUCGGAGACCUUGAAUUGGCUCGCCAAGAACAAGUCCUAUGGAAGAAAGCUCCAUGAAAAGAGAAGCCAUGCCCCGACUCCUGGAUCUCAUCCCAGACGAGAAAGAAUGGAGUCUGAGAGGAGGAGCACCAGGGCAGGCAAGAUCGAAAAACACAGGCUUCGGGAGCGACGAGGACGAGAAACUGGAGCUGAAGCUUGGCCUUCCAGGCCUCGUAGAGGAGGAGCCAGCGGCCAGCUCAAGGGAGAACAACAGGGUGCAUCAGGAGAGCCCGGCCCUCUCCCUCGGGUACCCCCCUAGACACUCCACGACCAUCACCACGACCACCACCGGAGCAAAGAGGGGAUUCCUGGACACGGUUGAGGCCAAAGCACAAGGUUAUGAGAAGGAGCAGAAGCAGCAGGCGAGGGCAGCAGCAUGUGGGAAGGAACUGGCAGUGGAGGAAAAUACAGCUGCCCCUCCUGCUACACCUGCGCGCAACAUCGGCAACAGACCGCAGGCGCGGGGAAGAGGGGCUGCAGCUCCAGUGGUCGGCUGGCCUCCAAUCCGGUCAUUCAGGAGAAACCUUGCAAGCACUAGUGCAUCCAAACAGCCCCCUGAACCGCAAAUCGGUGAAGCCAAUGCCAAGGCCGUUCUUGACUGCAAGAAAAGCCCUCUUGUAAAAAUCAACAUGGAUGGGAUCCCCAUUGGAAGGAAAGUUGAUCUUGCAGCAUGUGACAGCUACGAGAGACUUUCAUUGGCUGUCAAAGAUCUCUUCCACGGGUUUCUUCAAGUGCAAAGGGACCCGUCUAAGGUUGAACGUACACAGCAAGGAGCAGAUGAAAAUAUAUUUUCGCGGUUGCUAGACGGGUCCGGUGAAUAUACUCUAGUUUACGAAGACAGUGAAGGAGACAGGAUGCUGGUUGGGGAUGUCCCUUGGAAUGUGUUUGUCUCGACCGCUAAAAGGCUGAGGGUUCUGAGAAGCUCAGAGCUUUCCCAUGGUCUGAUUGGAGCUACUCCUGAGAGAACAGCACAUGGCUGAAAUGGUGACACCUUUUCAACCAUUUGAAAUGUUGCUCACUGAAGCCGGAAACUAAAUGAACUCCUAACAAGCAGGGGAAUGUCUCCUUUGUUACUGGUCGGGAAGACCUAAAUCCUGUGGUCAGUUCGGAGAUCGUUGUCCUUUUUGAGGAUUAGUAGUUCAGUACCCUUUUUUUUUUGCUUGUAGUGAGAUGAAUUAGCAUACCGCAGAUGCAUGGAGAUAUCCUGCCUAUUUUGUAAAUUAGGCUACCUUGUAUUUAACGCUAUAGUUCUUGAUUCAGUUACACAGAUUCGGUGCCUACUUUCUCUGACAAAAUUUGUAACCUGACAUGCAAAUCUGUUCAGGACAAAAGAGGACCAGCACCUGGCCUGUCCUGAUAGCAUCACACCACCGAACGAUAUAUAUGGAUUAGCAACUUCAUGUGGAAUAUGCUAUUAGAAGUUCAGGAUACAAAAA